Coregonus clupeaformis (lake whitefish) is the source of this 557-nucleotide messenger RNA. RefSeq names its product phospholipase A2, minor isoenzyme-like. Lineage: Eukaryota; Metazoa; Chordata; Actinopteri; Salmoniformes; Salmonidae. Bases 42 to 428 code for a protein of 128 amino acids. Gene Ontology annotation, molecular function: calcium ion binding; A2-type glycerophospholipase activity. Gene Ontology annotation, biological process: phospholipid metabolic process; lipid catabolic process; arachidonate secretion. The transcript has 4 exons. The record is from RefSeq and is a predicted model, not a curated record.
CUAAUCAUCUAAACCUGUCUAAAAAUAUAGGCACAAUCGGAAUGUGGACAAAAUCAGGACAAAGUACGGAUGUUAGAACCAGCCUCCCUUCAUCCAAUAUAAGAGGUCAAGUUGGUGUAUCCCCCCGUUGUUUCCCCUGUCAUGCAUCCCACCGCCCUCCUGUUGCUGCUGACCGGUGUUGUGAGGUCCACGACCACUGCUAUGAAGCGAGCAGGCAUCUUCCAGAGUGUCGUCCCGUCAUUGACUCCCCUUACAUCAAUCGGUACAGAUUCUCUUGCACGAAUGGGCAGGUCUCCUGUUCAGCCUCCAACCAUGUGUGCCAGGCCUCAGUGUGUGAGUGUGACCGUGUCGCCACCAACUGCUUCGCCCAGUCGACCUACAACCCUGAGAACAAGAACCUGGACCCCAAAGUUCACUGUCUCUCCUGAGCCAAGUCAAAUCUGGAAGCAGCACAAACAUCUGAAACUAAAUAGGUAUACACAACUGUAGAUUCACAGAAUGUUUAUGAAUGAAUUUUUUCUAACAAAACUGACAACCUGAUUAAAUUAUUGAAUGGC